AAAGGGGGUAAUGUAGCAUGAAAACAACUAGCUAGCUACUCAGCUAUUGCUUGCAGUUAAAACAAAAAGCACAAUUUUUUGCAGUUUGAUAAGAUGCAUUUUAUUCAGUAACAUUUUUGCCCAAAAAUAAAUGAUCCUGCUCACCUCUAGCUUGGCCUAAAAUAUAAAAUGCUAAACUAUCAUGCUAAUACUGAAAAGGAACAUAGUGUACCAACACUGGUUGCUAGGACAUCUUUGGGAUUGUGUUGUGUUUUUAAACUUGUAGAUUCCAGACGACUGGUUAAUCUAAACUGAAGAUAGUAUGUUGUUUUUUAAUGUUGUAUCUGGUGUGCACAAGUAUAGAAUCUUUUAGGGGUGCGAGACUGCUUUCAGUGUUGCGCUGUGUUUGUUGGAAAGACCUCGUGUUAGGACGCACGUUCUGCAGACACAUGUCAGUUUGGGGCGUCUCUGCAUCGCGAGAAAUCUUUGGCAAAUCAUCUUACUGGUCUAGCAAAACCCGAGGGCUCUGUGUUUAUAACUGCCCUACUAAACUAAUAAACAAAAGAAAAUGGACUGGCAUGUGGAAACAAAGGUAACCAGUAAUAUGAAAACAAGUCUGAGGCGGCUGGUACUGGUUUAAGUGGAUCAAGGGGUGAGGCUCUUGCUAGCUGCAUGGUGAGAUUGGAGACAUGCAUGCAAAAGAUAAGCUAUCUAAAGUUUCAAUGACCUUUUUUUUAACUACUCCACCUAGACUUACCCUGCUAAGUUCAGUGACAGACUCCAGAAAACGAUUAGUUUUCUGUUCCACACUCUCUUCCUCUUAAUUUGUUUUGGCACUAAUUGAAGCAUCCAAGGAGAAGGUAUCGCUCACCUUUCUGACAUAACAGGAUUCUAACCUAGUCACAAGCCUGGUGUGGGCAGGAUGGGGGAGCGGACUGUUUGCAGCCCUGUGGCUGCGAUCUCUCCAGUGCAGCAGAUGCUGGCCUCUGGCACUGGAGCCCUCCUCACAUCUCUAUUUGUCACACCGCUGGACGUUGUGAAGAUAAGGCUGCAGGCUCAGCAGAGACCAUUCCACCACGCUUUAGCCAGUGACUCUGCUCCAUGGGGUGCUGUUGGACGCUCUUCCAAGUGGAAGUGCUUUCUGUAUUGCAAUGGGCUGAUGGAUCACAUCUACGUUUGCCAGAAUGGAACCAGUUGCACCAGCUGGUAUAAAAAACCAACUCAUUUUAGUGGGACUCUUGAUGCUUUUGUGAAAAUAACACGCCAUGAAGGAGUCCGGUCUCUGUGGAGUGGGCUGCCACCAACACUGGUCAUGGCAGUGCCAGCCACAAUCAUCUACUUCACCUGCUAUGACCAGCUGCGGGAUGUUCUGAGGUUUGGUCUGGGUCUUCAGGGCAGCCAUGUCCCUCUUCUUGCUGGGGGUCUUGCCAGAUUGGGAGCUGUGACAGUGAUCAGUCCUCUGGAGCUGGUCCGGACCAAGAUGCAGUCCAGACAGUUGUCCUACAGCGAGCUGCGGAUGUGUAUCCGCACUUCUGUGGCCCAGGGCGGCCUGCUGUCGCUGUGGAGGGGCUGGGGACCCACUGUUCUCAGGGAUGUACCCUUUUCUGCUUUGUACUGGUUUAACUAUGAGCUGGUGAAGGUCCAGCUAUGUGAACAGUAUCAAAUGCCUCAGGCCAACUUUUCCAUCAGCUUUACUGCAGGAGCCAUCUCUGGAGCUAUUGCUGCAAUCCUGACGCUGCCGUUCGAUGUUGUAAAGACGCGGAGGCAGAUCCAGCUUGGAGAGCUGGAUACACUGGGAGAUUCUCUGAAGAAGACCACAUCCACCUGGCACAUAAUGAAGGAAAUUUGGGCUGAGAUGGGCUACAAGGGCCUUUUUGCAGGUUUCAUGCCCCGGGUCAUCAAAGUUGCCCCAGCCUGUGCCGUCAUGAUAAGCAGCUAUGAGUUUGGGAAGGCUUUCUUCCAAAAGAUAAACCUUGAUAAACAGCAUCUGGUAACCUGAAGGCUGCUGCUGUUUGUUGUCAACGUGAUAAACAUUCAGGUUUUUAUUGCCAGGACAGUUGGGAGGAACAGGCUGGCCUGGAUGUAGGAUUUCAAGGACAAACAAUGAGGAUUUGCACUCUUUUCAGGCAUGCAUCUCGCUGCAGAUUUGUUGUCAUGAAGUGGCAACAAGAAAGACUUGAGACACCUACAGACUUGGCCACUAAAAGAAUCUUUUACAAGUCUGAAGACUGAAGGACCACAGACUUUGUGUGCUUAUUUGAAGAGCUCUGUCGUGAUUUAAAAACAGAAAUUUGUGCUUGAAAGAAGGAUUUUGUAUUGAAUUAUUAAAAAAAUGCUGGAAUAUGUCAGCCUGACCGCAGUCGUCCUUGAUGCAACCCUGAUCCCACUCAUCCACUGUUUAUCUGUACUGUAGCAUGAAUGGAAAGCAUCUACUCCCAUUGCCUGACAAACUGCAUGGUGGUAUUGUGUGUCAGCCCUUUUCAGUACAGACUUCAUACAUACUGCUGCCUGCCUCCCUGCAGAACCUACAGUCCUGUAGCAGUAAGACAAAUUAGGGUGAUUAUCUGCUAUGUAGAUGGUUUUCAAAUCUGUUUUGUAUGCUGGAAAAAUGGAUUUAAAGCUCAUUUUUACAGUUUUUUUUUACAGUUUACAAGAGCUGUUAAAUUACAUCCAGUACAAUAAUAUGUUUUAGUUUGUUUAUGCAUCUGCUCUGUUCUUGUAGCUCUAAGAAAGACAAUGAAUAUGACCUGUAAUGGGGUGAAAACAUAUGAUCUGCCCUUUCUGGACUUUACACUGUGUUCAUUUGUGCAUGUUGAUGCUAUAUUAAUAUAAUUUUCUUUAAAAAGUAUAAGUUGCCAAGAGCUUGCGGGUAAUGGUUAAUGAAGGGCACAGAGGUGGUCCUAAGAAUAUUACCUGAUUAAAUUCUGGUGAUUUAAAAUGUUUUCAUUCUCUCAAUCCACAGAUAAUAGAUAAAACUUUCAAACACUGGAUCAAAGUCAUUUCUGCCUUAAUUUCAAAGCUGUGACUCUGUUCUUUCAGUUUUAUGUCAAUAAAAUUGUACACAACGUGA
Messenger RNA from Melanotaenia boesemani (Boeseman's rainbowfish), 3049 nucleotides. RefSeq names its product solute carrier family 25 member 39 (gene slc25a39). The coding region runs from base 902 to 1978 and encodes 358 amino acids. The record is from RefSeq and is a predicted model, not a curated record. Gene Ontology annotation, biological process: mitochondrial transmembrane transport. The transcript is spliced from 12 exons. Lineage: Eukaryota; Metazoa; Chordata; Actinopteri; Atheriniformes; Melanotaeniidae.